AUGCUAGCAAAAGUCCGUUCGGCAGUUGGGGCUUAUAGUUCAGUGAAUAACAACAAUCAGAAGAGUUCACGAAAUGAUGCUCAAAUUGGCCUAGUAAUUGAUGUCACUGAAAGCGACAUUUUUGGUAGCUUAUUACCAGCUAUAGUUCGUUCGCAGAAAUUGCGUUAUCCGUAUACUCGGCCCGAAUUUUUGCAUUUUUCGGAUGAAGAAAUUAGCCUAUCAGCAGAUCAAUCAACUCGUCCAGUACUAUGCCCAAAGGAUCCAUCUAAAAUGCCCGUUUACGCCGGCUACGCUGAAGUAAUCAAUGCCGGUAAAACAGUUCAAAAUGAAGAUCAAGCAUCAGCGAAGCUGUUGAAUUUGAUACAGCAGGGAUAUGAUGCUGAAGAAGCUCAUGACUUGACAAUUAAUAAUGUAAGAAUUUUAUGGCUUAUUUUUGAAGCUCAAAAGCAACGAACAGAAAGUGAAAAAUGUUCUUUAUCCUCGACAGGACAAACUCUUAAUGAUUCCGCCAGAAAUAUCAACAUGGCAAAACGAUAUGAAGAUGAUAAUCUGAUAACACUUUCUGAAAGAUACAUUUCCAGUAUCGAUGGUCACGCAAUAGAAAAAGCGGAGGCUACUUUCUUUGCUAUAUUUGAUGGACAUGCAGGAAGUGGCGCUGCAGUUAUGUCUUCCAAUUGCCUUCAUGAGCAUAUACGAAAUCGAUUGUGCCAAGUACUGGAGGCAGUAUUCCAUUUGAAGAGACAGGAAGCAUUUUUUGGAUAUUCCAUUCAAUCACCUUGCUCCUAUGCUUUAUUGAGCGCAUACGGUCCAUCAUAUUCAAAUUGUAAUAUUACAUGUGAUAGCCUUAUUGUUGGAGCUAUCGAAACUGCAUUUAUCGAUAUGGAUGAUCAAAUAGCAGAAGAAAAGCAACUAUGGAGAAUACGUGGUGGUUGUACAGCAAUUGCAGCAUUAUUUUUUCUCGGUAAAAUAUAUGUUGCAAAUGCAGGUGACUGUCGGGCGCUAUUAAUAACAACAAAUGACACUCAACAGUUGAGUCACGACUUCACACCAGGAACGGAGCGUAAACGAUUACAAUUCCUAGCAAGUCUUUUUUUGUGUCAGAAGAGAAAAGUACUUUAUCGUGAUUGGUUCAUGGAUGGAUGGGCUGCAAAAACUGUUCGAGAAUCAGAUUUGAAAAUGCCUUUAAUUAGUGAAUGUGGUAAAAAGCGUCGCUUAUUAAACACAAUUGGUGUUAGCCGUGGUUUCGGUGAUCAUCACUUGUUCACUGCCGACAAUAAAAUUCCAAUUAAACCAUUUCUGUCACCAGUACCGGAGAUAAAAGUUUUGGACCUUCGUAAACUUAGUUCAUUAUGCGAUAAUGAUGUUCUCGUGCUGGCAUCGGAUGGCCUAUGGGAUGCUUUAGAUAACGAUGAUGUAUCAAUGAUUGUAAAAACUGCACUGAAUAAUUCUAAAUCUACUGAUUACCUAAAAUACACGAUAGCAGCGCAAGAACUCGCUGUUGCAGCACGAGGUAAUCCAACAGAAUCUUAUCGAUGGCAAAUGUCUGAUGGAGGUUACGCUUCCACCGAUGAUAUCACUGUUUUUAUUGUUCCAUUGAAGCAUGCUUUAGAAAUGAGAUCCGCAGAUGAUAAUGAUUUGGAAUUAUUUCAGCCUAGAAAGCAUUCGUCGAUUAUGCCAUUGAAUUCACUGUAUCAGUCAUUUUCUAUGUUUUUGUUCAUCAUAAAUGAGGGCUCUGUUUGGAUAGCUGGCAGUCCUCAUUUUGAUGAAAGAAUAGUACUUUCAGGUGACACAAAUGAAAACAGUUUGAAGUUUGAAGUUUCAAAUGGCAUAACAAUGAAACGAGUACAUCGAGAUGUUGGAGCACUGAGUACGCCAUUGGUCGGUGCUUUUGUAACCGGCAUCAUUGGACGUAAGAAGAGACACGUACGUGUGAAGAAGGAUGCGGAGCCAGUAAUUGAGGCCGUUCUUCAUGGCAUCAUUGGUACGCUUGUUAUCAAUUUUCGUAGUGGUUGCUGAAUGACAGCCAAAGCAGUCUCAGAUUUAACGGCUUAUCAUCCAUAUCCUUCGGAUGGUGGUUGUAAAUGGUUCGGUACAGCUCCAUUUUGUAAUGGACACUGUCAAACAGAAUAUGACUAUAUCCGAAAUAGCAAUGGACGUUGCAGUAAUUGGUGGUUUGCUGGAGUAUGUAAACCCGAUCCAAGUUUUGGCGAGCCAUGUAGUACUAUUUUGGGUGGAAACUUUAAAAAACGUUUUUGCUGCAAGAGUGAUCCAUCUGAAUGUACAUGGAGUGGUCGCUGGAUGGGUGCAUUUACUGCACAUAAUAUUUACUGUCGAUACGACAAUCACGGUCACUGCGGUCAUCUGGAUUGUUCUGUAAAUCAUUUCAAUUAUCAGGCUCAAAAUUCAACUGAAAUUAGUGGCGAACGUUGCGAUCAAGUUUCACUGUUUGGUCUAAAGGGUAAGGCAACAUGUGGUUAUAUUUCAUGGUUUGAUGAUAGUGGAACUCUUGUUGACAGCUGGUAUAAAAGUAAAUAA
Acanthocheilonema viteae is the source of this 2535-nucleotide messenger RNA. NCBI's taxonomy places the organism in Eukaryota, Metazoa, Nematoda, Chromadorea, Rhabditida, Onchocercidae. The record is from the annotation of a GenBank genome assembly.